Aspergillus chevalieri is the source of this 654-nucleotide messenger RNA. RefSeq names its product Ran family GTP-binding nuclear protein (gene GSP1). The coding region runs from base 1 to 654 and encodes 217 amino acids. The transcript has 5 exons. NCBI's taxonomy places the organism in Eukaryota, Fungi, Ascomycota, Eurotiomycetes, Eurotiales, Aspergillaceae. Gene Ontology annotation, biological process: ribosomal subunit export from nucleus; protein import into nucleus. Gene Ontology annotation, molecular function: GTP binding; GTPase activity. Gene Ontology annotation, cellular component: cytoplasm; nucleus. The record is from RefSeq and is a predicted model, not a curated record.
AUGGCUGAAGGCGCGCAGGCCCCACCAACUUUCAAGCUCGUCCUCGUCGGUGACGGUGGUACUGGAAAGACCACCUUCGUCAAGCGUCACCUGACUGGUGAAUUCGAGAAGAAGUACAUUGCGACUCUCGGUGUCGAAGUCCACCCUCUUACUUUCACCACCAACCUGGGUACCAUUCAGUUCGACGUGUGGGACACUGCUGGCCAGGAGAAGUUCGGUGGUCUCAGAGAUGGUUACUAUAUCAACGGCCAGUGCGGUGUGAUCAUGUUCGAUGUGACCUCCCGUAUCACCUACAAGAACGUUCCCAACUGGCACCGUGACCUCGUCCGUGUCUGCGAGAACAUCCCCAUUGUCCUGACCGGUAACAAGGUCGAUGUUAAGGAGCGUAAGGUGAAGGCCAAGACCAUCACCUUCCACCGCAAGAAGAACCUCCAGUAUUACGAUAUCUCCGCCAAGUCCAACUACAACUUCGAGAAGCCUUUCCUCUGGCUUGCUCGCAAGCUUGUCGGCAACCCUCAGCUGGAAUUCGUUGCCGCCCCCGCUCUUGCUCCUCCCGAGGUGCAGGUCAACCCCGAGCUCCUCGAGCAGUACCAGAAGGAGAUGGCCGACGCUGCUCAAAUGCCCCUCCCCGACGAGGACGACGCCGACCUGUAA